Messenger RNA from Scutellospora calospora, 1095 nucleotides. Lineage: Eukaryota; Fungi; Glomeromycota; Glomeromycetes; Diversisporales; Gigasporaceae. The record is from the annotation of a GenBank genome assembly.
AUGACGACGGUUUUAAAGAAAAAAACCGAACUUCCAAAUGUUAUUUUUGUUAAGCUUCAUAAAGAAGAUUUGUGGAAAAAAACAGAGCUUAAAAUGGAAGGUUAUAUAUCAUAUCUAGUCAAAGAACCGUCUAAACCACCUGUUUCUCUUGAGACAAUAGUCGGCGACGCGUCCACUGUAAUUCAAGAAGUUGACUUAAUGAAUUUCGAUGAUGAGAUCAUCAAUAAUAACAAUCUCCCAUCAAAUAUAUUAAUUGACGCUGAGCCUUCGCCGAAUAUAAUCGAUAUUCUUCUGUGUGAUCCCACUUUUGGUUCUAAUAAUUCAAAGAAUGAUUUGACACGAGCCCGAAAUGCACAUGAACAUGGAAAAAAAGCACUUGUGGAAAAACCAUCUGAAAAAGAAAAGGUUAAACAAUCUACUACGAUUGAAAUUAAAUCUCGUGUGGAACAAAAUAAUGAUAAUGGCGUACAAAUUAAAACCGAUUAUCCUCGUGCUACCACCGAUACCACUACCAUGAAGAAAGAUGUUCGGACUGAAGUCUUUCCAAUGAAAUCUACAAAGAUAAUUAAUUCUACCACGAAAACAAAUUCGGAUGUCAAGCCGAGAAAGAGAAAAGUUUACACUUUUAUGGAAUUGAUCUUAUAUAAAUAUUCCCCACUUACUAAAGAAAUCAAAUGUGAUUUCAGUCUCGAGGCUACGGAAUAUAAUCUGUUGUUAGACAAAAAACAUUGCGCGGAAAAUGAUUCAAUUCGUGUACCAGGUCGUCGUCGAAAUAGCGACUACAAUGGCCGUAUCUAUGGUGAAAGUAAUCUUUAUGUUGCACCCGCCAUUAGAAAGAUUUGCGAGUUUCCCUCUGAUUUAUCAUUUAUUAAUGAAUUAUUAGUUGCGCAUAAUCGAUGGAUAGCUUUAGUACUUGAGAAGGAACUACGAAAAGCAAAAUGUUCCCAUAUUAUGUGUACAAAUAUAAGGUCUUCUCAUACUCAAGCAAAAGAUGCAAAUGAUGAAAAUUGCGUGACACCGGAUGUCCAUUAUCACGAGACUACAAGACCACGAAAGGCUGUACGGUUCUUAGAAAUCAAUGAAGAUGAUGGAUAA